This is a messenger RNA of Rhipicephalus sanguineus (brown dog tick), 1590 nucleotides long. Its product is annotated as probable ATP-dependent RNA helicase DDX5. The record is from RefSeq and is a predicted model, not a curated record. Lineage: Eukaryota; Metazoa; Arthropoda; Arachnida; Ixodida; Ixodidae. The transcript has a single exon. Gene Ontology annotation, cellular component: ribonucleoprotein complex; nucleus; cytoplasm. The coding region runs from base 1 to 1590 and encodes 529 amino acids. Gene Ontology annotation, molecular function: ATP binding; RNA binding; RNA helicase activity.
AUGGCAAACCAGCUCGUCGGCGUCAACGCUGGAGUGCAGCUGGGUCCUCCCAACGGGCCGAACGAGCCACAGCCGCCCGAACCGCCUCCGAACGCUGACGUCUUCGCGGAUUUACCCGGAUUCUGGAACAGGAACCUGUCGAGGGGCGAUGGCCGACUUGUGAUGCUUUACUUCGCGCACCAGAGAAGUGCCACGAGCGUCGACAUCGUCCGCCGACCUGGACCUCCGAACUGGCGCGAGACGCACCUGCAGCCCUUCGAGAGGAAUUUCUACCGCGAGCACUUCAGAACGGCGUGGCGGUCUCCCGAGGCAGUGAAGGAAUAUCGAGAGAAAAACGGGAUAACAAUUGUGAAUGGACGCGGUGUCCCAAAGCCAGUGCUACACACUCACGAAGCCAACUUCCCCGCAUGCCUGGUCGAAGCCCUCGAGGCGAACAACUCCACCUCCUCUCCCACACCCGCUCAAGCUCAGUGCUGGCCCGUAGCGCUAAAGGGCAGAGAUCUACUCGCCGUUCUCGGAACCGGAGCCCAAGACAAGACCCUGGCUUAUAUCCUACCAGCCAUCGUUCAUGUCCUACACCAGCCGCGCCAAGAGCACCACCAGGGUUUCCAGGCACUGGUACUGACUCCGACACCCGAGGAAGCCCGCGAGAUUCAGCGAGUUGUGGGCGAACUCGAAACCUACACUGGCGUUCAUGCUACGUGCAUCUGCUCCGGCGACCCGAAGGACCGACAACUGAAGGAUCUGAGACGCGGCUUUGAAAUCUGCAUCGCGACACCCGGUCGUCUCCACAUGUUCCUCAAGGAGGACACGUUGGACAUCGGAAUGUGCACGUACCUCGUCCUGGACGAAGCGGACCGCAUGGUCGACAUGGGGUUCGAGCAGCAGCUCAUAUCUAUCGCCAGGUACGUCAGGCCUGAUCGGCAGACCACGAUGUGGAUGUCGAGAAAACCGAGGCACCUGUACCGGCUUGUUGAAGCACUGCUGAAUGACUAUGCUGAAAUUCACAUCGGAAUGUGUCGGGCCUCGCCAGACCAGGGCGUUGAACACGUCGUCCGCGUCUCUGCGGAGUCUGAGAAAGAGGCUGGACUUGUGGCGCUCGUAGAGGACAUUCUGGGCGGGCCAGAGGAAGCAACAACCAGAAAGGUCAUUGUGUUUGCCGAAACAAAGAAGCGCGUUGACGACCUGGUGCACAACCUGCGGCUCCGUGACUGGCCCGUCGUAGGCAUCCACGGCGGGACUUCGGAUAGUGCGCUGGUAUGGGCGCUGGCAGGAUUCCGCCAAAGCAAGACGCCCAUCCUGGUGGCGACCGAUAUGUCCACGAGCCAACUGCGCUCAGACAUCGUGCGCUUUGUGGUGAACUAUGACUGCCCGAGUAGCGCCGAUGCUUACUCGAGACGUAUCAACCACGCGCUGAACUCGACAGGUCAAGAGGCUGGUGUGGCUUACACCUUUCUUGAGCCGAACGACAGCCGAGGUGCCCGGCAGAUGAUCGGCAUCCUUCGUGCAGCAAAGGCAAAAGUCCCCCCGGAACUGUACGCGAUCGCAAAGGCAACGAGGCAGCGGAAGCGUGGAGUCAGCGACAUGUGA